This is a messenger RNA of Colias croceus (clouded yellow), 1926 nucleotides long. RefSeq names its product myrosinase 1-like. The record is from RefSeq and is a predicted model, not a curated record. The transcript has 11 exons. Lineage: Eukaryota; Metazoa; Arthropoda; Insecta; Lepidoptera; Pieridae. Gene Ontology annotation, molecular function: beta-glucosidase activity. Bases 91 to 1755 code for a protein of 554 amino acids. Gene Ontology annotation, biological process: carbohydrate metabolic process.
UAUAUACUAAGAUUACAGUAAAAAGCUAAUAAAAAUGAUUAAUACGUAAAUUUAACGAAAUUUCGUUUGGCAUCUUGUUUACUUUCCGACAUGUGUUCAUUCAAAGUGGUCGUGUCGAUCGUUAUAAGUACAUUACUGCUGACGUCAGCAUGUUCCAGUAAUUUCCCGCCAAAUUUCAAAUUUGGUGCAGCGACCUCCUCCUAUCAGAUAGAAGGAGCUUGGGAUGAAGAUGGUAAAGGUGAAAACAUUUGGGACACCUUCGUUCACGAACAGCCUUGGCGGAUCGAAGGCAACGCGACCGGUGACGUCACCACGGACUCCUACCACAAGUGGAGAGAGGACGUGAGGAUCGCUUCGGAGAUGGGACUGCAUUUCUAUAGAUUCUCCCUAAGUUGGACUCGUCUCUUCCCAACGGGAUUCACAAAUGAGAUAAACGAGGCCGGUGUUAAAUACUACAGUGACCUGAUAGACCAUCUCCUUGAAGUUGGGAUCGAACCAGUGGUGACUCUGUACCAUUGGGAUUUACCUGUCAAGAUGCAGGGUAUGGGCGGCUGGACAAACCCCCUCAUAGCAGACUGGUUCGCGGAUUACUCCAGAAAAGUGUUCGAAUUAUACGCAGAUCGAGUUAAAACUUGGCUAACUAUAAACGAGCCAUCAAUAUUAUGUGAUAUUGGGUAUAUGACUGGGACAUUUGCUCCUGGGAUUAUGGAGGACCAGUUUGCACCUUAUAUUUGUACCAAAAACAUACUUCUAGCUCAUGCGAAAGCUUAUAGGAUAUUCGAUCAGGAGUUUAGACAAAUCAAUGGAGGUCGCAUAUCAAUUCCAAAUCAGGCGCCAUGGUACGAGCCGCUAACACAAGACGAUGAGGAGGUCGCUGAAAUGGCUAUGGAACUUGCGGCAGGUAGAUUCUGUCAUCCGAUCUUUUCUAAGGAUGGUGGAUGGCCACCAAAACUAGAAAAACUAAUGUGGAAGAUCAGUCUCAUGGAGGGACAUAGACGAUCUAGAUUACCUGAGCUUACAGAAGAAGAGAAAAAAUUGAUAAGAGGAACGGCAGAUUUCUUCGGUCUAAACUACUAUACCUCUCGUGCGAUACGACAAGCGAAGCCGGGUGAGAAGAUAGGACAGUGGUUCCUUGAGGGAUCGCCAGAACUGAAUGCGGUGAUGGAAGUUCCAGCUGAUGGUUAUUAUAGCUCUUCACCUCUUGUAUAUAUAUAUCCUGAAGGCCUACGCAAACUGUUGAGCUGGAUUAAACAGACAUACGGAGACUGGGAGAUCUUCAUCACAGAACAUGGCUACCCCUCCACUGGGCUGGAGCUCAAUGACUAUAAUAGGAUCGUUGCUAUUGGAGAACACUUGGAACAGGUCCAACGGUCCAUAAAGGAUGAUGGUGUGAAUGUUACUGGUUAUACGCUCUGGUCCCUGCUGGAUAAUUUCGAGUGGGCAAGUGGUUUCUCCCAGCGGUUUGGUCUUUACCAAGUUGACAUGGAUGAUCCAGAACUCAAAAGGAUACCUCGAUUGUCCUCCAAGUACUACACAUGUGUGAUUAAACACAACACAUUUGAUGUACCAAGUAACUGCUUCGACCAAUCAGAAAGCGCGAUUCGUGCUACGAGGCAAUCCUUAUCGAAUUUACCAAUCCCUAACAUGGGGGAAAGCGUUAGUUUUUUCAAGGAAGUGUAUGAGAAUAGACGAUGCAUUGUAAAAGUUAUGAAAUUGGGGGCAAAGAUGAUGGCAUUAGUUGGCGCGAAUAAUUAGGUGUCUAUGUUUUUUUACCCUACAUCAUUUUGGAGGUUAUCUCUCUAUGAUCAAAUUAAAAGACAGUUUAUAUUUAUUAUGUAAAUAAUUAUCGUUAUGGUUUGCUGAUGUAAAGUUGGAAUGAAUAUAAUUAAAUAUAAUGUAAAUUAUAAUUAUUUAUUGAUAUCAGAA